GAAAAAGGAAACAAUACUUUAAAUUUGAAGUUUUGUUUCAAUUUCAUCGACGACUAUCACCGUCAUCGUCAUGGAGGUUUCCGGCACCGUUCUCCGUCAUACAAACUACAUCUUUGGCGUUGGGACCCACACCCGUUCUCAUGGCGUGGUUCCUCGGAGAGUGAGAAUGUCUAUGGGGUCUGGUUUUCAUGAUGAGGGUCACGUGCAGUAUUACCAAGAUGUGAAGAAAAACACAGAACCUGUUAUUAUAAGCAACAAGAAGAAGAUCAAAUUGCUCAAACGCUUCUCUAAAAACGUUUCCCAGUUACCUCAAUUAGGGUUUGCUCAAGAUCCUAAUCUCUUGGAUCAACUUCACCAAAACCUCAUCACGGAAGGUGGUGAGGAAUUACUUAGAGAGCUAGAGAAAGUGAGAGCAGAGGAGAAGGAAUUGAAGAAAAAAAUGAAACAGGAGAAGAAAAAGGCUAAACUAAAACCCUCCAAGAUGAAAACUUGUAAUAAAUCUGAAUCGUCGUCGUCUUCAUCCUCUGAAUCUGAGUCAAGUGAUAGUGAUUGUGGUGAAGUUGUUGACAUGAACACUUUCAGAGGAGCUGGUGUUGUUGAUGUUGCCACAAAGCCGGUGGAUGAAUUGGAAUUGAAGCUGAAGCAACCUAUGCUAUCCAUACCUGAAGAUUCUACUUCACAUCAUCAUGUUAUGGAUGUGUGCACUACAAAUAAUGCAUCUCUUGUUACUGGGUUUAAGAAAGAGACAAAUGUGGUUAUCCCUACAGCUCAAAAGAGGAUUGAAGUUUGCAUGGGUAACAAAUGCAAAAAAUCAGGGGCUGCUGCAUUGUUACAAGAGUUUGAGAAGGUAGUAGGUGUUGAAGGUGAAGGUGUUGUUGUUGGAUGCAAGUGUAUGGGGAAGUGUAAAACUGCUCCUAAUGUGAGAAUUCAGAAUUCUGUUGAUCUUAACAUGGUUCAGGGAAUUGAUGAUUCUGUUAAAAUUCCAAGUAACCCUCUCUGCAUUGGAGUUGGUUUAGAGGAUGUGGAUACUAUUGUGGCUAGGUUUUUAGGGGAGGAUUACAAAGAUGUGGGUAUGGUUGCUGCAGCUUCUUCAUGAACAAAAAUCGUAGAAUUGGCUAGCUAGUAUACCGAUUGUAUAUAUGUGUCAGCGUGGAGAAAAUAUCAUUAUUAUUAUCAUUCCUUAAGUUUCAUUUUGUAUAAAAAAAAUAGUUAUUAUGUAUUGUGGAUUUUCUCAAAAACAAAGUAUUGUGGAUUUUUCCAUUAAAAAAUAUAUUAUGGAUUUUAUUUCCUUUA
Medicago truncatula (barrel medic) is the source of this 1293-nucleotide messenger RNA. Its product is annotated as diacylglycerol O-acyltransferase 3. The transcript is spliced from 2 exons. The record is from RefSeq and is a predicted model, not a curated record. Lineage: Eukaryota; Viridiplantae; Streptophyta; Magnoliopsida; Fabales; Fabaceae. The coding region runs from base 71 to 1096 and encodes 341 amino acids.